UUCUUCUUUCUUCCGCCUCAAGGCGAAGGCGAGCUCGUGCCGGAUAUACCGCAGUCUCCCCGCUCUAGCCCACUAGUCUCCACCCUCUCUUCUUGCUGUGAAAUCGAAACGCAGGAGGCAGGACCAACCCUCGGAACCCGGCGGCCUGCGAUGGAGUGCGUUAUCGGCGUCGUCGGGCGCGACUUCGCGGUGGUGGCGGCGGACACCUCCGCCGUGCAGAGCAUCCUCGUGCACAAGACGGACGAGGACAAGGUCAUGGUCCUCGACUCGCACAAGCUGAUGGGCGCCUCAGGGGAGCCCGGGGACCGGGUGCAGUUCACGGAGUACAUACAGAAGAACCUCCACCUCUACCAGUUCCGCAACACCAUCCCGCUCUCCACAGCCGCCACCGCCAACUUCACCCGCGGCGAGCUCGCCACCGCCCUCCGGAAGAAUCCAUAUAUGGUCAAUGUUAUACUUGCUGGUUAUGAUAAGGAUGUUGGUGCCUCCAUGUAUUACAUUGACUACAUUGCAACGUUGCACAAGAUUGACAAAGGUGCUUUCGGGUACGGGUCUUAUUUCUGUUUAUCGCUGAUGGACAAGUUGUAUCACCCGAACAUGACUGUUGAGGAAGCAGUAGAUCUUGUUGACAAGUGCAUUAAGGAAAUCCGACUGCGAUUGGUCGUUGCACCUCAGAACUUUGUGAUCAAGAUUGUUGACAAGGAUGGGGCGAAGGAGUAUGCUAGGCGUGAACAUGUCAGCGACAAUCCAGAAGCCGCAACUACAGUUUCUGCCUGAGGUUUGGCUCUUUGGGUGGAUAUCUGGCAGGCGGUUGAACCUUCCUGAUUAUUGUUUGUCAGUACCGCUGCUAUGUAAUCACAAGAUAUUUGAAACAUGAUAACUGUUUUUCAAUUCAGACCAGACUUAGUACUA
Molecule: messenger RNA, 912 nt
Organism: Phragmites australis (common reed)
Lineage: Eukaryota; Viridiplantae; Streptophyta; Magnoliopsida; Poales; Poaceae
Product: proteasome subunit beta type-2
Exons: 3
Coding region: 151-777 (208 amino acids)
Biological process (GO): proteasomal protein catabolic process
Cellular component (GO): nucleus; proteasome core complex; cytosol
Molecular function (GO): peptidase activity
Source: RefSeq, a predicted model, not a curated record